AUGGCGGGCCACGGAGCCGGCGGGUCGCGCGACUCCCGGGGGCGUGCUGACGGGGCGGACGCGGGGCCCUCGGAGGCGGGGCUGUGGGAAACGGCGGGAGAGAGCCAGGAGCAGUUCGGGGGCCAGGACCUGCCCGAGGACCCGGUGGAGGCGGGAGCCCCCGAGAAAGAGAGGGACGCGGGCCUGGAGGCGGAGGCCGAGGCGGUGGCUGCCGGCUGGAUGCUGGAUUUCCUCUGCGUCUCUCUCUGCCGGGCCUUCCGCGACGGCCGCUCCGAGGACUUCCACCGCACCCGGGACAGCGCCGAGGCUAUUAUUCAUGGGUUAUCUAGUCUCACAUCUCAUCAAUUGAGAACUGUAUACAUAUGCCAGUUUUUGACACGAAUUGCAUCAGGAAAAGCCCUUGAUGCACAGUUUGAAACUGAUGAACGAAUUACACCCUUGGAAUCAGCCCUGAUGAUUUGGGAUUCAAUUGAAAAAGAACAUGACAAACUUCAUGAAGAAAUACAGAAUUUAAUUAAAAUUCAGGCUGUAGCUGUUUGUAUGGAAAGUGGCAAUUUUAAGGAAGCAGAAGAAGUCUUUGAAAGAAUAUUUGAUGACUCAGAUUCUGAUACGUCUUUACAAAGAAAAUUGCUUAUGAUAAUCUCUCAGAAAGAUACAUUUCAUUCUUUUUUCCAACACUUCAACUACAGCCAUAUGAUGGAGAAAAUUAAGAGUUUUGUGAAUUACGUGCUUGUUGAAAAAUCAUCAACAUUUCUAAUGAAGGCAGCAGCAAAAGUAGUGGAAAGUAAAAGAGCGAGAACAACAGUUUCUCAAGAUAAGCCUAAUGGUAAUGAAGUUGAAGUAGAAACUGAAGCUAAUUUGGAAGUACAGAAAAGUGUUAAUAGCAAACCAUCUGUAGUAACUGAAUCCUCACAGGAUACAAUAUCUUUAAUGAGGUCUCACAAGAAUCUCUUCUUAUCUAAGUCCCAAUACGGACACCAAUCAGAAGAUUUGAAUGAGAAAGAAAAAGCAGAAACUCUUAUAACUAGAAGAAAGACACAGGGAACCAGACAUGCCACUGAAAGAAAGAGAAAGGAUGUUUUAAACAAUCAACCAGAAACUUCUAAAAAUUACCGAUCUAGAAAAAAACAGGCAUGGAUUUGGGAAGAAGACAAGAAUCUGCUAUCUGGCGUGAGGAAAUAUGGAGAGGGAAACUGGACUAAAAUAUUAUUACACUAUAAAUUCAACAAUCGAACAAGUGUUAUGUUAAAAGAUAGAUGGAGGACUAUGAAGAAGCUAAAACUGAUUUGCUCAGACAGUGAUGACUGA
Messenger RNA from Pipistrellus nathusii (Nathusius's pipistrelle), 1308 nucleotides. NCBI's taxonomy places the organism in Eukaryota, Metazoa, Chordata, Mammalia, Chiroptera, Vespertilionidae. The record is from the annotation of a GenBank genome assembly.